GUGUCACUCUCUCUCUGUCACAGUCACCGAUUGCCACACAUCAGUAAAAUGCCUGAAGCUGAAGUGCUGUACUCCGAUGUUAAGUUCACAAAAAAGAAGGGAAACCCCACUGAGACCACUUCCUCAUUGGCGGAACCCACUUACUCUGAAGUCAGGAUCGCAAAAACCGAGCCGUCCACAGAGCUGCCUGGUUCCCUACAAGUGGUGUCACAUGAAGGGUCAAAGGUCAAAUCACAGAAAGUUCCCCUGCUGAUUCUCUGUGUUCUCUUGGCAGCUGUGGUCAUCGCUCUUUGUUACGUCUCUCAUGACAACAUUCAAACCAGGAGAAGUUUCAACAAACUGAAAGACGAGAAUGAAGCUUUGAAGAAAAAUUUAACAAAGAGACUCCCUGAAAACAUAGUGCCUCCUUCUGGUCCACAAACUCCUGAACCAGAACCAACUCUCUUCAAAGGUGAUUCAUGCCUGAAAUGUGACGCAGGCUGGGAGAGACAUUUAGGAAAGUGCUAUUAUUUCUCCAACACAUAUUUAUCCUGGGAAGAGAGCAGACGUUUGUGCCAAAGCCGAGGAGGAGACCUGGUGAAGAUAGACAGCGAGGAGGAGCAGGAAUUCUUGGAGGAGAAAGUGAAAAACAAAAUGACAUUUUAUGAGGACAAGUUCUGGAUCGGACUGACUGACUCAAAGGAAGAGAACAAAUGGAUUUGGGUGGACGGUUCAACACUGAGCACAAGUUUGUCUUUCUGGUUUGGACAUGAGCCGGACGAUUGGAAUGGGACAAAUCCUGAAGGAGAGGACUGUGCGAGGAUGGGAGAGAAACAAGAAGCCAAAGUGCUAAACUGCUGGUUUGAUAAAUCCUGCAACAUUCCUCAUAGAAGUAUUUGUGAGAAACCAGAACAAACUGGACGUCGUCAGGAUGUGUGUGUCGUAACAGGUGAAGCUUUGGCCUCUCAACAACCUGCAGUGUCACAUGGAAGGUCAAAGGUCAGAUUAGAGAGAGUGGCCCUGCUGUUUCUCGCUGCUCUUUUGGGUGCAGCUAUCACGGUUAUCUAUCGUCUCUCUGAGGACAUUGAAACCAAGAGAAGUCUCAAAAAUCUGGAAGAUGAGUAUGAAACUUUGAAGAAAAAUUUAACAGAGACGCUCUCUAAAAUGAUGGUGCCACCUUCUUGCCCACAAACUCCUGAACCAGAACCAACUCUCUUCAAAGGUGAUUCUUGCCUGAAAUGUGACGCAGGCUGGGAGCAAGGUUUAGGAAAGUGCUAUUAUUUCUCCAACACAUAUUCAUCCUUGGAAGAGAGCAGACGUUCUUGCCAAACACUAGGAGGAGACCUGGUGAAGAUAGACAGCAUGGAGGAGCAGGAAUUCUUAGAGAAGAAAGUGAAAAACAAAAUGAGGUAUAAUGAGGACAAGUUCUGGAUCGGACUGACAGACUCAAAGGAAGAGAGCAAAUGGAUUUGGGCGGACGGUUCACCACUGACCACAAGUUUGUCUUUCUGGUUCAAAGGUGAGCCGAACAAUUUAAAAACGGAAGACCCUGCAGGAGAGCACUGUGUGAGGAUGGGAAAGAAAGAAGGAGCCAAAGACCUGAAGUGCUGGUUUGACAGAUCCUGCAACAUGCCUCAAAGAAGUAUUUGUGAGAAACCAGCACAAACUGGACGUCGCCAGGAUGUGUGUGUCUGAAAUCCAGUUGAGCUCAGACUUCUCAGACUUAUCACAGUUUUUAUCAGCUGCUUUGGCACAAUUGUCAAAUAAAAAUAAUGAUUCUCAAAACACAGUGUGCUAUUCUCAAAUCUGCAGUUCAUUUUCUCACAGCAGUGUUCACAUUUCUUGUUUGUCAGUUUAAAUAUAUGAGCCCAAAUAUGUUCAUAUGAUCCAGUGAUGCUCUGAGUUAGUCUCUCUACUCUCUGUCAGACAUGUAAAUCAAAAUGUUCAUUAUGUUCAGUAAACUGUCCAAACCUUUCAAACAUUAAUGUGUUGUAUAUUUCAAAAAAUAUAAUAAAAGAUGAACAUUUCA
Messenger RNA from Scomber scombrus (Atlantic mackerel), 2008 nucleotides. Its product is annotated as secretory phospholipase A2 receptor-like. The record is from RefSeq and is a predicted model, not a curated record. The transcript has 14 exons. NCBI's taxonomy places the organism in Eukaryota, Metazoa, Chordata, Actinopteri, Scombriformes, Scombridae. Bases 49 to 1674 code for a protein of 541 amino acids.